Messenger RNA from Engraulis encrasicolus (European anchovy), 2358 nucleotides. It is a transcript of the gene btbd17b, whose product is annotated as BTB (POZ) domain containing 17b. The coding region runs from base 1 to 1575 and encodes 524 amino acids. The record is from RefSeq and is a predicted model, not a curated record. The transcript is spliced from 4 exons. Gene Ontology annotation, molecular function: protein binding. Lineage: Eukaryota; Metazoa; Chordata; Actinopteri; Clupeiformes; Engraulidae.
AUGUUGGCCGAGGCACAUGAAGAUGGACACAUUGACCAUGUCACCACACCACACCACAUCACACCACACCACGGCACCAUUCCCUUUGGGCACACCCCAGCAUUGUGUUGCACAGGCACAUGGAUGCCAUGCUGGAGAAAUGGGCAGAGCGAGAACACACAAACUAUAGCUUCAUCUUACUUGUUCCCCACACCACCUUCCCCCCCAGCAGCAGUCCUGCGCCUGGAGAACGGGCAGGAGAACGGCCUCACCACACUCAACCACUCCAUGGCCCUGGUGCGGCGCAUGGAAUCGCUGCUGGUGCAGGGCAACGGCAGCGACGUCACCCUGCGCGUCAAGACCAUCAACACGGACGAGGUGAAGGUGAUCCAGGCCCACACCCUGGUGCUCACGCUGCACAGCGACGUCUUCGAGGACCUGCUGGACAACCACAACAGCAGCUUCCUGGUGCUCCGCGAGCAGCCCGACUGCGCUGCUGUCUUCGACAAGUUCAUCAGAUACUUCUACUGCGGCGACAUCUCCCUUCGUCUGGACCAGGCCAUCCCGCUGCACAAACUGGCCAGGAAGUAUCACGUGUGGAGCCUGCAGCAUGGCCUGACGCGCUACAUGGCCCAGCACCUGUCCAGCGACUCCCCGACAGGCCACGUGGUGGGCUGGUACCAGUACGCCCUGCAGAUCAACGACGUGAGUCUGCGCGACAGCUGCCUGCGCUACCUGUCCUGGAACCUGUCCUCCGUCCUGCAGAGCAACGAGUGGGGCUCCAUCAGCGACGAGCUGCUGCUGUCCCUGCUGCAGCGCUCGGACCUGGUGCUGCAGAGCGAGCUGGCCCUGUACGAGGCCCUGGAGAACUGGAUCGACCAGAAGCAGCCGGCGAGCGACACGGUGGAGAACGCCCUGAAGUCCAUCCGCUACGGCAUGAUCCCACCGCAGCACCUGUUCCGCCUGCAGAAGCAAUCAGCGCUCAUGAUCAAGUACUACGAGACCAUCCGCGAAAUGCUCUUCCUGGCCUUCCAGUUCCACGCCGCCUCCCCCGUGCAGCUGGCCAAGUACUUUGACGUCAACUGCAGCAUCUUCACGCCGCGCAACUACCUGUCGUCCUCCUGGGGCGCGCCCUGGGUGAUCAACAACCCCACGCGCGACGACCGCAGCUUCAGCUUCCAGACCCAGCUGGGCCCCAGCGGCCACGACCAGGCCAAGCGCGUGACCUGGAACGCCCUGUUCUCCCCGCGCUGGCUGCCCCUGACCGUGCGCUCCGGCUACAGCUCCGAGCCCAACAGCAUGCAGACCCAGCGCAUGGAGCACGGCCGGCCACGCAUCAUCGUCACUCCGGCCACCUCCAGCCCAGACUUCGCCGGCGUCAGCUUCCAGAAGACCGUGAUUGUGUCGGCCAAGCAGAAUGGCAAGAUGGUGGUGCGUCACGUCUACAACUUCCACCAGAGCACGGAGGAGUCCGGAGACUUCCUGGAGGAGGCAGACCUGCAGCGCCGCGGCUCUGAUUACCUCAUUGACAACUCCCUGUUCUUGCACGUCAUUGUCAAGCCCCUCUACCAUAGCCUUAUUGUGGCCAAAAAGUAAAAGGUAAUUUGCCUUGAGCUUCUGUUCUGCCAGUGUCAAACACAGAUACACACACACACACUGGCGUUAAACACUGCACCUCUACUUUCCACUUAAAAUCCCCUGGUCUCCUUGCAAGCUUUCAUGUGAUGACAUACAAAUGUGUGGUGCUGGGGGGCGGGUAGUGUCUGUCACCCUUAUCCCCUCAUAGUCCAAAAAUUAAGCCUACUGUGUUGUUAAAAGCUUAUCAUUAACUUUAAGGUUAGGCCUACAUCAAGUCUGUCCUUUUUUGCCGUUUACAUGCAGGUUUGUCAUGCUGAAACCUAUACUAUCAGUUCUGAGUGCAUUUUUAUUUAAGACAGCUUACUUGAGUGCGUUUUCAUUUGAAGUCGUAGCUUUAAUUUAUUUAGUUCAUGGCUAAGUGUUGACAUGAUUGAGCUGUCAUUUUGGUGCUACUACUGUAGAUUCCCAUUGAUGAAAUGAGUCUGACAUUUUAUAGACACUAUGUCCAUGUUCUGUAGUUUCCUGCAUGAUGCACACACCCUGCCAUUGACACGGAUACAUUUAACAUCUCUUUAUUGAGUACCACAUAAACAUGUUCAUGUUUUAAAAUGUUCUUUUUAAAUGACACUGUUUUGAUGUGGUUUAAAAGUUCAGUGUGUACAUCAAAGCUGUUUACUCUAAAACUAAGUCAGAUGAAUGCCUUGACUGCAAUACAGGCCUAAUGGCCAGUAUUAGGAUGUUUUAAGUUGUUCAGUGGAUGUUUAUUUUCCUUUUGCUCACCUCAAAAAAAUAAUAAAAGAA